Molecule: messenger RNA, 372 nt
Organism: Scheffersomyces stipitis CBS 6054
Lineage: Eukaryota; Fungi; Ascomycota; Pichiomycetes; Serinales; Debaryomycetaceae
Exons: 1
Coding region: 1-372 (123 amino acids)
Source: RefSeq, a predicted model, not a curated record
AUGCCUGAUAUCAGUGAAGUAUUAGAUGAGAAAAGUCUCAUGGCAAUGAGCCGGUUUCACCCAAAUGAAGUAGGAAACACUUACUUUGAAUUUAGUCCUGGAAAUAAUAAUUAUUCAUUAACUUACAGCCUUUACGAUGAAAAUGAUAGAGUCAUUAACUCGACAACUUUAACUACUCAAAUCAAUGCAAAUGACUGGCUUAAUAGCAUGGUAGAGGAAAUCAACAAGGAAAAUGAAGAGCUUGAGAAUGCCGAUCAAGUUAGUACAGAAACAGAGACGACAGCUAUUGUAUCACAUGAAGCCACAGUCAGACUAAGUAGUACAAGUUUUGACACAUUUGGCGAAAAUGUUACCAAUGAGCUUUUGAAAUGA